Molecule: messenger RNA, 1320 nt
Organism: Chanos chanos (milkfish)
Lineage: Eukaryota; Metazoa; Chordata; Actinopteri; Gonorynchiformes; Chanidae
Product: galactose-3-O-sulfotransferase 2
Exons: 3
Coding region: 1-1320 (439 amino acids)
Biological process (GO): glycolipid biosynthetic process
Cellular component (GO): membrane
Molecular function (GO): galactosylceramide sulfotransferase activity
Source: RefSeq, a predicted model, not a curated record
AUGACCCUGCGAUGGAUGUCCAUGCAGCUCUGGAGACGUCGUGUGACGGGUCCCCUGGUGGCCUUACUCAUCACCGUGCUCCUAAUGUUCCUGGCCACACACAGCCUGCAAAACAACAGGGAACAUGAUGUAUCAGCGGUGGAGAGAAAGGCCCAGAGAAGUGAUGGUGUGAUGCAUCCAUCCUCUCACCAUAACCCUUCAAAUACCCACAGGCAGAGAGAGCAGCCGCGACCUGACAGCGACCCACACCAGCAUGGUAGGAGGAAGAGGAGUCUUCCACCAAUAGCCUUUCUCAAAACUCACAAGACAGGUAGCAGCACGGUUCAAAACAUCCUGUUCCGACUUGGGGAAAGAGAGAGAGCCACAUUCGCCUUUCCCUAUAUCAGCUACCAAUUCAGCUACCCAAACAGGUUCCAGGCGAAAUAUGUGGAUGAGCUUCCUGCUGGAUCAUCUCAGUUUGACAUUCUGUGUAGUCACAUGCGACUGGACCUUCCCCAGCUUAAACAAGUCAUGCCACCAAACACAGUUCUUUUCACCAUACUGCGGGAUCCUACAACUACCUUUGAGUCUACAUUCAACUACUACACUAAUGUCGUGCCGGCCUUCGCCAAAGCCAAAAACGCCAGCAGAGUGACUGGUGGCAAAUCAGCACUUGCUACUUUUCUGGAAAACCCGGACGCCUUCUGGAACCCACACGCGAGGGCAAAUGGCCCAGCUAAAAACCCAAUGAGUUUUGACCUGGGUUUGAACAACGUGGCAUGGAGCCUGUCUUGGCCAAGUGAUUUGAUUCAACUAGAAGAUGCGUUUCAUCUGGUUAUGAUAAUGGAACACUUUGACGAGUCACUGGUGCUACUGGGGGAUUUGCUGGGACUAGAGACAGAGGAUCUGGCGUACGUGCGAUUAAACGCGCGCGCGGGUCAUCAGGUCUCCCCGCUGGAGCGGGAGACAAGGGAGAAAAUACGCGAGUGGAACUCCCUGGACGUCUUGCUUUACGACUUCUUCUUCCGGUUGUUUUGGGAGAAAGCAAAGGAUUAUGGGUUGGACAGGCUAAACGAAGAUGUGGCACAGCUCAGGGUCACCAGGGAAAGACUGAAACAGAAGUGCGUGUCCAAGGAAGCAGUGCCCCCCGGUGAGCUGGAAGACCUGCUGCGGCCUUGGCAGAGCGAAACCGCAACCAUCGUGGGAUACAAGGUACGGGAAGACUUGGGCACGCAGGACCAGGCUUUCUGUGUUCGACUAGUGCUGCCAGAGCUUCAGUAUCACUCUCAUCUGUAUUUCCAGCAGUAUGGCAGAGACAUGAGGGCCGUACCCCCAGAGUGA